Candidula unifasciata is the source of this 787-nucleotide messenger RNA. NCBI's taxonomy places the organism in Eukaryota, Metazoa, Mollusca, Gastropoda, Stylommatophora, Geomitridae. The record is from the annotation of a GenBank genome assembly.
AUGGCUAAUGAGAGACACCAUCAACAGAAGUCACAAAACCAAAAGUUGGAACCGGAAACUUUGUUGAAAGGCGAUCUUGCGGACACAGUUGAUUUAAAGCUGGACGCCAAUAGCAACAAAGAUGAUAGAAUUGGCGGCAUCAUUGACAAGGAAGACAGUGAUAAAAGCAAGAGUGGCAGUUUUAGCAACAACAGCCAGAACACUGGUGCCAACAACAAAGCCUCUGAAGGAAGCGGUGAAGACCAAGAUAUUGGUAACCAGCAGCCAAGGAGUGACCAAGUAAACGACAAGACUAAAGACAACACUAAAAGCGAAAACAACGAUAGAAAAUUCCAAAACAAAAAUGAUGGCAUCAGUAAUCCAGAUGACAACAUCGAUGUUGUAAAGAAAGAUGAACAGGAAAGUGGUGUUGGGGAAAGUGAUACAAUCACUAACAGUGACGUAAUCAAGGCCCAGUUAGAUGAGACCAGCGCCAAAUUGGAACAAGAAAUGAGUAAAACAUUAAAUCAGAAAAAUUCAGACUCAAGAAGCGAUAACAAAUUGACCAAAAAUGACGCAAAACAAAUACAUAAUAUUGAUGAUGUAUCGGCAAGUCAAAAGACAACAAACUUGGGUAAAGAUGUCCUCCAAGAAGUGGAUUCUGCUACCAGAAAUAAUACGAAGUCACCGGAAGCUGAUGUUGAAUCCGGAUUCUUGCAGAAUGACGUCGACACCAGUAACGAUGACGUCAACGACGAAGUACCCAAGAACGAGGAAGCGGGAAAUUCAAAUGGACUGCCCGUCUCCA